Messenger RNA from Xenopus laevis (African clawed frog), 3628 nucleotides. RefSeq names its product glutamate receptor ionotropic, delta-2-like. The record is from RefSeq and is a predicted model, not a curated record. Lineage: Eukaryota; Metazoa; Chordata; Amphibia; Anura; Pipidae. The transcript has 16 exons. Bases 482 to 3505 code for a protein of 1007 amino acids.
CACACGGAGAUGCACCAUCCCUGGGCUGUAGGGAAGGCUUAGGAUACGGCUGCUACUCUCCGCUAUCUGCAGCGGGUUUGUUUGAGUUGAGCGAGCCCUGCAUUGGGAUCCUGGCGGAUUGCUCUAAUUUUCUGCAGUUUUAUCUGGCUUGGUUAAUGCAGCUACACGCAGGAUUUCCUCUGGUGCAGUUGAGUUCAAUGCUGGUCUCCGCUUAGGAUGCUCUCACUGGAUGUUUCCAACACUGCGGGAUCCCCUAUUCGCUAGUUUUUCCUUUAUUUUGGUGAAGGGAACUAAACCCAUUCAACUUUCCCCUUGCCCCUAGACUGUGCCCUUUCCUUCUCCGUCCUGACCCACCUCCAUGCUUUCCCUUGUGAACCCAUAACCUUACAGGGAUCCAACUCUUUGGUAUAAGCUCAACUCUUCCAUCCUAUUUCCUGCUUUCCAUGAAGAUCUGAUUAGCCCCCAGCAGGGAGAAAAGAAGAUGGACGUUUUGCAUGCUUUCAUCUGUAUGUCUGUCUUCUGGACUGUGUCUUGGGGCAGAACUCGGGCAGACUCCAUCAUCCACAUCGGGGCAAUAUUUGACGAAUCUGCCAGAAAAGAUGAUGAAGUAUUUAGAAUGGCUGUCGCCGACCUCAAUCUAAAUGAAGAUAUCCUGCAAACAGAAAAAAUCACAUUUUCAGUUACAUUUGUGGAUGGGAACAAUCCUUUUCAGGCUGUGCAAGAAGCUUGUGACCUCAUGGGCCAAGGAAUACUGGCCCUUGUAAGCUCCAUAGGAUGUGCUUCAGCAGGAUCCUUGCAAUCACUGGCAGAUGCUAUGCACAUUCCUCAUCUUUUCAUUCAGAGAUCUACAGCAAGAACACCGAGAAGUAGCUGUGGGUUGCAGAGAAGCAAUAGAAUUGAUGAUUAUACACUAUCUGUCCGCCCACAAGUCUACUUGAAUGAUGUUAUCUUAAGAGUCGUCACUGAAUAUGCCUGGCAAAAAUUCAUUGUCUUUUAUGACAACAACUAUGAUAUCCGUGGAAUACAAGAGUUUUUGGAUAGAGUCUCUCAGCAGGGAAUGGAUGUUGCUUUGCAGAAGGUAGAAAACAACAUUAAUAAGAUGAUCACAGGACUCUUUGCUGCUAUGAGAAUAGAAGAACUAAAUCGCUACAGGGACACACUAAGAAGGGCCAUUCUAGUUAUGAGCCCAGCGACUGCCAAAGCGUUCAUUACUGAGGUUGUGGAGACUAAUUUAGUUGCCUUUGACUGCCACUGGAUCAUUAUAAAUGAGGAAAUAAAUGAUUUGGAUGUGCAAGAAUUGGUUCGAAGGUCAAUUGGGAGGUUAACAAUUAUUCGUCAGACUUUUCCGGUUCCACAAAAUUCAAGUCAACGUUGUUUCCGUGGCAACCACAGAAUAUCCUCUUCACUCUGUGACCCAAAGGACCCAUUUUCACAGAAUAUGGAGAUUACCAACAUGUACAUAUACGAUACAGUGCUCUUACUUGCGAAUGCUUUUCAUAAGAAACUUGAAGAUCGAAAGUGGCACAGCAUGGCAAGUCUAACUUGCAUCAGGAAGAAUUCGAAGCCGUGGCAAGGAGGUCGAUCUAUGUUAGAAACUGUCAAAAAGGGAGGUGUAAGUGGCCUGACUGGUGUAUUUGACUUUGAUGAUGAUGGUGAAAAUCCAAAUAUACAUUUUGAAAUUUUGGGAACAAACUAUGGUGAAGAGCUUGGAAGAGGUAUUCGCAAGCUUGGAUCUUGGAACCCAGUUACUGGUCUAAAUGGAUCUUUGACAGACAGGAAGCUGGAAAACAAUAUGAGAGGCGUUGUGCUUCGUGUGGCAACUGUGCUGGAAGAACCAUUUGUUAUGGUCUCAGAAAAUGUAUUGGGGAAACCAAAGAAAUAUCAAGGAUUUUCCAUUGAUGUCCUUGAUGCCUUAUCAAGUUACUUGGGUUUCAAAUAUGAAAUAUAUGUUGCUCCAGAUCAUAAAUACGGAAGCCCACAGGCAGAUGGCUCUUGGAAUGGAUUAAUUGGUGAACUUCUCCUCAAGCGAGCUGAUAUGGGGAUUUCUGCUCUGACAAUUACACCAGACCGAGAGAAUGUAGUUGACUUUACAACACGUUAUAUGGAUUAUUCCGUUGGAGUACUAUUGGGAAAAACUGAGAAAAACGUGGAUAUGUUUGCUUGUCUCGCACCAUUUGACCUAUCCCUGUGGGCCUGUAUUGCUGGAACAGUUCUUUUGGUGGGGCUGCUUGUCUACUUAUUGAACUGGCUUAAUCCUCCACGUUUACAGAUGGGAUCUAUGACUUCCACAACCCUGUACAAUUCCAUGUGGUUUGUGUAUGGAUCAUUUGUACAACAAGGAGGAGAGGUACCUUACACUACUCUAUCAACUCGAAUGAUGAUGGGAGCAUGGUGGUUGUUUGCCUUAAUUGUCAUCUCUUCGUACACUGCAAACCUAGCGGCCUUUUUGACAAUAUCUCGGAUUGAAAGCUCCAUUCAAUCACUUCAGGAUCUUUCCAGGCAAACUGACGUUCCUUAUGGCACCGUAUUUGACUCUGCAGUUUAUGAACAUGUUCGGGUGAAGGGAAUGAAUCCGUUUGAGAGAGACAGCAUGUAUUCUCAGAUGUGGCGGAUGAUAAACAGGAGUAAUGGAUCUGAGAACAAUGUUCAAGAGUCCCUAGAAGGCAUUCGAAAGGUAAAACAUGGAAAUUAUGCAUUUGUUUGGGACGCAGCAGUACUGGAAUAUGUCGCAAUAAAUGACCCGGACUGUUCAUUUUACACAGUAGGCAACACAAUUGCAGACAGAGGAUAUGGAAUUGCCCUUCAGCAUGCCAGCCCUUACAGAGAUAUAUUUUCGCAAAGGAUCCUUGAACUCCAGCAAAAUGGAGACAUGGAUAUUUUUAAACAUAAAUGGUGGCCAAGGAAUGGACAAUGUGAUCUUCAUUCUUCAAUGGACACUAAACAUAAGGGAAGUGCCCUGGAUAUUAAAAGUUUUGCUGGGGUGUUUUGCAUCUUAGCAGCAGGCAUUGUGCUAUCCUGCUUCAUAGCAAUGGUGGAGACGUGGUGGAGCAAGAAAAAAGGUUCGCGUGUGCCAUCAAAAGAGGAUGACAAAGAAAUUGACCUGGAACAUCUCCACCGACGUGUAAACAGCUUGUGCACAGAUGAUGAAAGUCCACAUAAACAAUUCUCCACCUCAUCAAUUGACCUAACACCACUAGACAUUGAUUCUUUGCCAAAUCGACAAACUCUGGAACAAAUAAGUGACUUCAGGAAUACUCAUAUAACAACUACAACUUUUAUACCUGAGCAGAUUCAGACUCUUAGCCGUAACUUAUCUUCUAAAGCUGCUUCUGGUUUUUCCUUUGGCAACGUGCCUGAACACCGAACUGGCCCUUUUAGGCACAGGGCACCCAAUGGUGGAUUUUUUAGAAGUCCCAUUAAAACUAUGUCAACCAUCCCCUAUCAAGCAACUCCUUCUCUAGGGCUUAAUCUUGGUAAUGACCCUGACCGAGGCACCUCUAUAUGAAAUUAUAAGAGAGUCUCUUCACUGUUUCUUUUAGGACUCCCUUUGCAAGGAGCUUCUGUAAAAAUAUGGGACUAACAUGGAUGUAUUUUUUUAUAUCCAGAUUAUUAACAAUUUUCAAGUUUU